Messenger RNA from Dreissena polymorpha, 4367 nucleotides. Its product is annotated as translocating chain-associated membrane protein 1-like. Gene Ontology annotation, cellular component: endoplasmic reticulum membrane. Bases 90 to 1130 code for a protein of 346 amino acids. The record is from RefSeq and is a predicted model, not a curated record. NCBI's taxonomy places the organism in Eukaryota, Metazoa, Mollusca, Bivalvia, Myida, Dreissenidae. Gene Ontology annotation, biological process: protein insertion into ER membrane; SRP-dependent cotranslational protein targeting to membrane, translocation. The transcript is spliced from 10 exons.
UGCAACGCAGAUUUAUGGGUAAUCUGCCAAUAACUUCCGUUUACCGGCUGUACACAGAGCAGAUUUCUUUAAAAAAUUAAUAAGAAAACAUGGGUAUGCGUAGAGCAAGAAGCACUAAAAGCCCACCGGUUUUUAGCCACGAGUUCGUUAUACAGAACCAUGCUGACAUUACAUCGUGCGUCGCAAUGGUUUUUGUGGUUGGACUAAUGUUUCAGGCUACACAGCCAAUUGCUUCAUUGUUUGUCACCUUGCAGCACAACAUCACAGUGAAUGCUACUGAUUCAUCAGAGACAUUCUCCCUGUUUACAUGUGGCCUUAAAGAUGUUUUCACUACUUUCUUUUACCUGCUCAUCUGCAUUAUUGCACAUGCAGUUGUCCAGGAAUACGCCCUUGAUAAACUGAACCGCAAGAUGCACCUGUCAAAGGUGAAGCACAGCAAGUUUAACGAGUCCGGACAGCUGCUCACUUUCUACUUCGGCUCUGCGGUGUGGGGAGCAGACACCAUUGUCAGGGAGGGCCUGCACAACAUCAACCAGCUAUGGGAGGACUAUCCCCACGCCAACAUGUCCUUUGUCAUGAAGAUCUACUUUAUCAUCCAGCUGGCAUACUGGCUCCAUGGCUUUCCAGAGCUCUACUUCCAGAAGACAAAGAAGGAUGAAAUGCAAGGCAGAAUUCAGUACACUGUCCUCUACCUGGUGUUCAUUUUAGGUGCCUAUGCACUGAAUUUCAAUCGAGUGGCACUAAUACUGCUGGUUCUACACUACAUCGUUGAGUUUGUGUUCCACCUGGCCAGACUAGUGUACUUUGCUGAGAAGACGGACGUCGCUAACCACUGCUUCAUGGUCUUCAACGUGCUGUUUGUCCUUGUUCGUCUAGGAUCCAUAACACUCGCCUUCCUCACCUUCUGGUACGGACUGCAGCUCAGUGGCCAGGAAGCCAUUGAUAUUGCAACUGGCAAUUUCAAUACAAAACUUUUUAGAAUCAACUGUCUGGCGGCUACGUGCCUUCUGCAGGCCUGGAUGAUGUGGAACUUCAUCACGUUCCACCUGCGCAGGCUGAGAGAACGCGCUGCUGUUGCACGCAAACCUCGCUCCUCCUCUCCGAUGAAGAAGAAGGGCAAAGGUGAGUAAUCUCUAGAAGAUGAUAUCUCAUCAUUGCCCGAAGUUGACCAGAAUACAGCUCAGAAUGGCGCACGACUACGAAAAACUAAGAAAUAAACAUAAUUAGUAUUUAAAAAAUACUUAAAAUUAAUGGUAACCUUGCAAUGCAUCUUAAAGAGCACCAUUGUUCAGUAUUGCUUGGCAUUCAAUCAAAUGUGUAACAAUGGACUGCAUUGCUUGGUAUUCUUGUCUACACAAUCUUGACUAAUCAAUUGUAUUAUUUUUUCAACUAAAGUGUACAUAUGAAGUUAUUGAAUUUCAAAUUUAGUAAAAUUGAAUGAAUUUAAAUCUGCAGUAAAAUUUACAGAACUGUGCAUAAUUAUAUAAAUAAAUCUAUAUAUAUAGUCAUUUUUCUGAAAGUAAAUUUUAUAGAUGUUGUAUUUAAAACUUAGAUUUAGGGAGUGAUUGUUGUAUAGAUGGCAACAGUUUAGUAAAGAUGAUAUAACAAUAGGCUAGCCAAGGACUCUAUUACACUUGGUUAGCAGGUAUUUAUGAUACAAGCGUAUAACAUCAAUGUUUUAUAGUAAAGAAGACGCAUAAGCAAAGUCAUUUAUUGUAAUUUUGUAUUAAUAACUAAUGCUGUAUGGCAGGCACAGUGGUUGGUACACUGGCUUCUCACCUAGGCAGCCCAGGUUCAAUUCCCGAUCCCGGCAGCGUUUGAGUUUGGUUAGUGGUCACCAUACUGGAAAGGUGGGGUUUCCUCCUGGUGUUCCGGUUUUGCCCCACAACUCAAAACCAACCCAUAAUUUAAAAUCUUUCAGUCACAACAAAAAAGCUGAAAAUUGCAGCUUUCAUUUAAAAAUUAUUCCCAAUUUUUGUGAAUACAGUAAGUUAAUUAGGUAGGGGUGCGGGGGCACACUCUGGCUCCAUAUUGUAGCCUCUGGCUUGGAAAGGACCUAAUAAACUUCCCAAUACACUCACAAUAUGUCUAUGAAACAUUUAUCGGGUCUUGUUGGUAUGUUAAUAGUUCUGGUGGUAUUUCAGAAAGAUUUAAAAAGUUCAACUUUUCUUCCAGUACAGUAAUGAAUUUUGUUGACGGCUUUCCAGUGCUAUGUUUAUCUAUCUAUACUGUCUAACUCUUCUUGCGGGUAUUAUUGACAGUUAAACUGAUUUCAUUAGUUUGUAUUAUGUCUGUUUGUAAGAAGGUUUUUACUCUACAGUACAUGUUUCUCUCGCUGGCAAUUACAUGUUUGGUGUUUGAAAAGAUCUGAAAAUUAUGCCUUGUACCGAAAAAUUGUGUAAUUGGUAGGCAAAAUCAAAGAUUUGUGUGUGCAUAUUCUUUGAAAACUUUCUAGUCAGUUGAAAGCAAAUGAUCGCAUUUUUCUCUUUCAUUGUUUUAUGAACCUGCAUAUAGAAUAAUUUACAUUGAAUGUGUAUAUAUAAUGCACUGCUUUCAGCUCACCUGAGCAAAACAUGCUUACUCAUGGUGAGCUUUUGUCAUUGCUGUUUGAAACUUAAGUUCCUAGGGGUUUCAGAUUAGGGCCUUGGCCCUCUUGUCAAAAUAUAACUUUGAAAAGAGAAACAGCUUUAAUGGAUAUUUAAGAUUGAUAUCAACUUUGCUGUAUUAAUGAUUUUAGUUUUGAACAAUUUUUCAAACAAUCAUUUUUGCAGCUGUAAGAAAUGAACAUUCAACUAAAUAAACAAAAGUUUAAAAAAAAUGUAAUUUUACAAAGGCAUCGAGCCAUGUAAGGUUAAGGUUCAUGAUUGCCAGAUAUUUUGCCUUUUUAAAUUGCUUGAAUGUAGGAGUGAGUGUUUUUAUUUUAUUUAUCACAUUCUGUAAAAAAGUACUUGUACCAAAUCAGAUAUAUGCCCGUAAUUAUCAUAUGUAUAUAUUUAUGAAUAUAUUGCAAUGGCCACCAUCAAAACAAUGAAUUAUAAAUAUGCUGGAAUAAUCCAAAUAUUAGUUUUUUUAACACUGUAGAUAUUUGUUUUUAUCUUAACAAUUGACAAUAUUUCCUACCCGUAAAGAAGAUAUGAAUUAUUAUGCUUCAUAUGUUAUAGUUGUUGUCUUGCAUUAUUUCUUCAUUUUUAAGCAUUGCACAAUACAUAACAAAAUUGUGUUACAUUUUAUUUGAAUUGGUUAUUUAACAUGUGUACACAUUUCAAUCAAAUAUAUGCUUAUGAUCUAGUUCAUAGCUCUUAAACAUGCGUUUAUGUAACGGUAUAAAUGUGAUAAUGUAUCAUCAGAUAUCUUUUAAGAGUAUUGUAUUGCAAUUUGAUUGCCCGAAAAGCUAUUUUACAGAGAUCUCUGAAGUGUAUUAACAAUGAAUGUUCAUGAAAUGAAAAGUAAUUCUAAGAGAUUGUUAUGCAAAACAUCUGGCACAUAUAUUUGCUAUGAAAAGAACGUUCCGAAGAACAGAAUCAGUAGGUGUCAUACACUUCCUGACUUGACUGGAUUUUUGUAAAUAAAAAAUUUCACAAAAGCAAAAAUUGUCAUAUGUGAUAAAACUUUUGUGGACUACUUAGGCUUAGCCCACUUUUCCCUGAGCGUAUCUCAUUUGUAUGCUGCAGUAUGACAGUCAUAAAUGUUUCCUAUAUUGGAAGAGGCUCAUUAUUUCUGUGUAUUGGUGGGCAUUGUUUUAUCUCUUGGUAUGUUGUAUUCAUGAAUCGUAACAUGCUUCUAAUUAUGUUGUGUAGUUUGAGGCUGGGCCUGCUAGCUCUGUUUGUGAAGUGCUUGUCAGUCUGUCUGAUAUUUGUAACUUCUCUAAAAGACUCAAUUACAUAACUUGUUGUUGAUUGGUUUUAUAAGUACAAGCUUAUCAAGGAUACACUUUCAGCAUGUAUGGUAUUUUUCGUUUAAAAGGAAUCUCUUUUAAACAUAAAAUCCAGUCAAGAGUUUAUAGCAAAAAAAGUAAGAUAUAUGGCUACAUUUCUGAUUUAUAAGUUUUCAUUAUGUGUUUAUAGAAAAUAAUUUCUUAAAACUGUGCAAGUACUUUCUAAACUUAAAACAAUCUUUCUCAAAUCUCUGAAUAAGAAGAUUGUUUGUCAGCUUCUUGCUGUUGACUUCAUAGAAGAUAGGCUUAUCAGACACGCUGUAUUUCUCUGCAUGUACAUUUUUUGCUCUUUUAAGUCAUUCUUUCCUUAUUUUAAGGAUUGAGAAUAUUUUAUGUUAGAACAGACUAUACGAUGUAUGAAUUCAAAUUGUUAGGUAUGUGUUAUUUUACUUGUAAAAGUAUACGAGUCAGAAUAAAUGCGACAAGAACAUUG